AUGGCUGGCUUCCUGUGCAAACAGUACCUAGUCAAGUCCAUAUUGAUCUUCUUGCUAAUGAAAAGUAAAUUGUGCUCCUUUGACUAUAUUUCUGCUUAUGUCUCUCCCGUGCUGACCGACCGGAGGAUCCCGGAUCCCUUUGUGGAUGCCAAUGAACUGGCGGUACAAUGGAUUGCAGAGAAAGACUGGAUCUACCGAACCAAAUUCUCUGUCCCAUCUAGUAGCGAUGGUGUAACUACGGAUCUUGUCUUUCUUGGACUGGAUACCUUUGCGACCGUAACCGUGAACGGAACUACGGUCCUUCAGUCAGAAAACAUGCAUAUUUCCCACAGGGUGCAUAUCUCGGAGCAUCUUCGUCAAGAUGGAGAAGGCAAUGAGCUACAGAUUGUGUUCCACUCUGCCCGUCAGGCAGGGGACAAACUCAUCGAACAGCAUCCAGAGCACGUCUUCCAUGUCCGCCAGACUGAAGCAAGCCGGAUUCCGGUACGCAAAGCUCAAUACAACUGGGGCUGGGACUGGGGUCCUAUCCUGAUGACAGCUGGUCCAUGGCGCCCUGUUAUCCUGGAGCAGUACACAUACAGGAUAGACGAUGUCUGGGCGCAGUAUGAGAUAUCCGCAGAUAACAAGACCUGUUCCGGAAACUUGUACGCGCGAAUCAAGGCAGCUGCGGCACAGAAGGUUGACGCCGACUUUGAUGUGAUUUUGUCGCUGUCUUACGAAGAGAAGGUAAUGUUCGAGCAGAAAUGUCGUCCUGCGCCUGAUGGUUUAGCAAAGGCCAUCUUCCAACUAGAUUCGCCUGCCCUAUGGUACCCCCACGGGUAUGGGACGCAACCCCGGUACCAACUAUCCGCAAAGCUCGUCCAUGCGGCUAAUGCAGAACUGGACGAGCGAGUCAAGCUCAUUGGACUUCGUCGCUGUGAACUCAUACAAGUGAAAGACGAGUUCGGCAAGUCAUUCUACUUCCGCAUCAACGAGAUCGAUGUGUUUGCCGGCGGGUCAUGCUGGAUCCCAGCCGAUAGCUAUCUUGCACAAAUAUCAAAAGAUCGAUACUUCAAUUGGAUGAAACUCAUGGUGGAAUCCAAUCAAAUCAUGCUCCGCGUAUGGGGUGGUGGCAUCUACGAGGAUAAUGCCCUCCUAGACGCAUGCGAUCAGCUGGGUAUCAUGGUCUGGCAUGACUUUGCCUUCGCUUGUGCCAACUACCCCGUCUACGACGCUUUCCUCAAAUCAGUUGAGGAAGAAGCCAGACAGAAUAUCAGGAGAUUGCGAUCUCACCCCUCUGUUGUUAUCUGGGCCGGAAACAACGAAGACUACCAGGUCCAGGAGAGAUACAAACUUGAGUAUGACUUUGAAAAUAAGGACCCGGAGUCAUGGAAGCAGUCCACAUUCCCCGCGAGAUAUAUUUACGAGUACCUGAUGCCCAGGUGGGUAAAGGAAGAAGAUCCAUCCUGCAUUUAUCAUCCUAGCAGUCCCUGGGGCGACGGUAAACCCACGGCGGACCAAACAGUGGGCAAUAUUCACCAGUGGGACCUCUGGCAUGGCCCAAUGAGCAGAUAUCAGGAUAGUGCCGACCUCUCUGGGCGUUUCGUGAGCGAGUUCGGAAUGGAGGCCUACCCUCAUCUCGGGACUCUUCGCCGGGUCAUUACGGAUCCCAAGCAACAACGCCCAGGCACGAUGAUGAUGGACUUCCGUAACAAAGCGCGUGAGCAUCAACGCCGUAUGCUGACGUAUGUCACGGAGAACUUCCUCGUGCCGUCCGAUCUCCCAACCUUCACCCACGUUACUCAAAUCCUGCAGGCUGAAACGAUGCGCUAUGCAUACAAAGCCUGGAGGCGAAUGUGGGGACAGCCGGGAUCUCGACGAUGCGGUGGUGUAUUAGUGUGGCAGCUCAAUGACUGCUGGCCGACAAUCUCCUGGGCUGUGGUUGAUUACUACUUGAUCCGUAAGCCUGCGUUUUACGCCAUCGCCCGAGCCCUGAAGCCGCUGGAUGUGGGUAUAUCGCGGAACUGCCCUGUGUGGACUUCCGGACAUGCCGAUCCAUUCUCCUGCACCAAUUCAGAUGAGUUUGAACUCUGGAUCGCGAGUAGUGAGCAAGAAACGGUUGAAGUUGACAUCACAGUCAAGUUCAUCUCCAUAGAGUCGGGGGAGCUGGUCAGUGAGACGAUUGAUACCAGGACACUUGCGAAGCCAAACUCCACUACUGAAGUCCUUGCAAAGCAACUCGUCAAGGUUCACAAUGCUUCUGCCGGCACCUUCGAUCCGUUCGUCAUUUACGCGGUGAUAUCGGUUGGGGGUCAGGUGGUGGCAACGGACACGGCCUGGCCACAGCCAUUGAAGUAUCUGGACUUCUCGAACCGAAAUAUCAAGGAGGACUUCUCGCCGUCCGGGGAUGCGGUUACUGUUUCGGCGGAUCUCCCAGUAAAGGGAUUCGUCUUUGAAGAGAGGGAAGGAUUGAAGCUGAGCGACAACGGAUUUGAUCUAAUGCCAGGGGAGAAGAAAGUCAUCACGGUCAAUGGGAAGGAUGUAUCGGCCAAAGAGCUUAAGUGGACAUAUGUUGGGGCAUAG
Molecule: messenger RNA, 2562 nt
Organism: Aspergillus udagawae
Lineage: Eukaryota; Fungi; Ascomycota; Eurotiomycetes; Eurotiales; Aspergillaceae
Product: beta-mannosidase
Exons: 2
Coding region: 1-2562 (853 amino acids)
Biological process (GO): glycoprotein catabolic process; carbohydrate metabolic process
Molecular function (GO): beta-mannosidase activity
Source: RefSeq, a predicted model, not a curated record